CGGAAAGGUUCUUGGGUCUUAUUUCGAUGACAAUGAACCUGCUACAGGUCUACACUACUUGGAAAUACAUAGAAAGGGAACCUUAGUACUGAACUUGGUGGAUAACCUAGUAUUUAUGUUCAAGUCAUCAACCGGAUAUUGAUAGACAAGGUCAGGAUAGCCUUACGUCAUAUUCAAGUUUAGCUUGAGUCCUUUCAGCUCGUCUAAGCUAUCGACCAGACAUAAACCAGUAUUGACAACUAUUCUAUCUUUGCCUUCACGUGAAUAGAUUUUUAAAACUAUUUUUCAAAACUUUAACGAGAUAACUUUUGAAACGUUCAAAUCGCCUAAAUUACUAGCGACAAUUAUUUAAUACAUCACCUAAACCAGUGGUUAUUUUAACUCUACGGGAAAACAAACGAUUCGGCUUUUCAAGUCUUCAACAGGCUAUUGACAGGUGGGAUUAAAUCAGAAAUUUUGCUUUCAAGACAUCAUUAACAUGUUACAGCUUAAGUCCCUACUGCUGCUAAACAGUUUUUUCUUCACAAAUCAUUGUAUUACAGAUGUCUUGCUUAGUCCUCCAGACAUCACAAAUCCAACAGAAGCAGUGACUUUGUACAAGGGUGAACUUGACUUUGUUGUCAAAUGUGAAGCUACUGGUAUACCAAAACCAACAUUUCAGUGGAAAAGAAAUAACCAAGAUAUCCCUCCUAGUAGCUACAUUACCUAUGAUGCCAACACUGGUGACUUAACUUUUAAAGGGUUUUCAGAGCGAGAAGAAGGAGAGUACAGAUGUUAUGCAUCAAAUGUUUUGGAACAAACUACAGCUGUCAGUGUCUCUCAACCAGUCACUAUUAAAAAAUAUCGCUUUCUGAGACCGGAUAGUAACCUUGCUACUGAACCAGUUAGCAUCAAACAAUAUGACUAUGUCAAAUUAUUUUGUAAAAAGGACAAACUAGAAGUAGUGGCUGAAAGUAUAAACUACAACUGGUAUUCUAAAAGUAAUGACAUGCUUUCAUUAGAUGAUGGUCGACUGUACAUUGACCAAAAUGGGGAUCUGCACAUAAAUUAUGCCAAGACAACUGAUGCUAGUGAUCCCUUUGGUAGUAAGUGUGGUCUGUCAGGUCGAAGCAGUGCCAACAUUGUUUUCGGGGAUGCAUACAAUCUGUAUGUUACACCUGUAACUCAGAUUCCAGGUCAAGCUCCUGUACUAAAAUGGUUUUCUGCAAAUGUAGUGGCCGAGAUGUCUCACUCAGCUAGACUAGAGUGUGUUUUCAGUGGAUAUGACCCAAUGCAACCAUUACCAACCAUCACUUGGACGUUAGAUGAUGGCUCAAUAAUAAGCACCAACCAAAAAUACAAUGUGUCAUCAAAUGGAAGAUCUCUCAUAAUCUACAAGUUAUUGGAACAAGAUGAGAGAAAUUAUUACUGCAAGGCUAAAAAUAACUUUGGAGAAAGUAAUCCACAUCAAGUUUUUCUCAACGUCACAAGUAAACCCAUCUUCUAUGAAAACAAAGCGCCAAGAGAUGUAACAGUUUCCCAAAAUAAAGAUGUGACAAUUCCAUGUGAAGCUAGGUCAGCUUCUGGGGAGACACCUCCAUCUCCUGCACUUUGGUAUGUCAAUGGGAGACAAACUGGACAACAUACAAACAGGAACAAAAUUGAUGUCAAGGCUAAUUCACUAACAAUCAAAUCCAUCAAAAAACCAGACGAUAUUAUGUGUGUCGUGUGUAUAGUUUCUAAUUCAGUUGGAGAGACAAUGGGUGAAGCUUGUGUCAAUGUUAUUUUGCCUAUUGAUUUAACCCAACCAGUCAAUGCAAAUCAAGAGAUAGCUUUAGGAGACUUUAUAGAAUUAACAGUCCUAGCAAAAACUGAUAUAUCCCAACAGCUUAAUUACAAGUGGACUCACUUUAGAAAUAAAAAUGACCUUGUUGGAGAAGAACCAAAGUUUACCUUCUAUGAUCCUGUGACAAAAAUGGCCUAUAUAAAUACAUUUGGAAUGAGUGAAUCAGAAUUCGAAUCUGUUGGUGGUGAUUAUGUGGUGAACAUCUCUCACCUGUAUGAUUACAGAAUUGAACGUAUUCAUGUCACACUUCAAGACAAGCCUGCUCCAGACGAUAUGUCUGGUCAAUCAAAUUUGGUUCCCAGAAUUCUCUACUUUUUGACAACAAUUCUGACUUUAUUCUUUUCAUUGUGAAAGCAUAAAACCUCUUUUAACCUGUGUAAAAUAUACCAAAUAAAUAUAAAUCAAAAUAUAUAAUCAUAUACAAUCAUUUUUUUUUACAUUUUAACAAUCAUCACACCUGCUUAGUAGCACUUUGGUAAAUAACUGCAGUUACUGCACUAACAAUUAUAUGGAGAAAAUCGAUACUUGUUUUUUUUUUCUUGUCCAAUAAACGUAUUCAUGUUGUCCCUUUUUGGAAAUAAAUCAAUAUAUAAGAUAUAAUAUUGUUAUAACUCUGCCAUGCGCACCGCAAUCCAGGCUAGUGCAGAAAGAAGAUUCGCACUAUUAGUGAUAAGACUAAGUCGGAUGUUGACAUGAGAGAGACAACGAUUUCCGCCCAAGUGAGAGCGGAUGUAAAGAUGCUGUGCUCAAGACAUGUUGUUCUACGUGUAUUUGUGAUGUCCUGUCAAUAAACAUCAAUGUCUCUUUGA
Messenger RNA from Biomphalaria glabrata, 2634 nucleotides. Its product is annotated as neuroglian-like. The record is from RefSeq and is a predicted model, not a curated record. Bases 479 to 2176 code for a protein of 565 amino acids. The transcript has 12 exons. NCBI's taxonomy places the organism in Eukaryota, Metazoa, Mollusca, Gastropoda, Planorbidae.